Molecule: messenger RNA, 2142 nt
Organism: Mytilus trossulus (common blue mussel)
Lineage: Eukaryota; Metazoa; Mollusca; Bivalvia; Mytilida; Mytilidae
Product: ganglioside GM2 activator-like
Exons: 4
Coding region: 683-1312 (209 amino acids)
Biological process (GO): lipid transport; ganglioside catabolic process
Cellular component (GO): cytoplasmic side of plasma membrane
Molecular function (GO): enzyme activator activity; lipid carrier activity
Source: RefSeq, a predicted model, not a curated record
GACUGACCGCCACUUUUACAUUUUUAAUAUAAACCUCCAUACAUUUUAGCAAAUUUGCUACUGGAUAGUUUAAAAUCAGUGUUGGCAUGUAUUAUACACAUAAUGAAUAUCGACAAAUAGGAUAAACUUUUAAAAAAUAUCGGUUUAGUAAAUCAAAGCUACAAGCGAACAAUAUUAAACAUUGAAUGUAUAUUAUACAAGAUAAUCAUACGGUUCAGUAGCUUCUGUAAAAGGUUAACUUUUAUCUUGUAAAUAUGGAGUGAAGUGAUCCAACCUUCCAACUUAGCCGCUGCCCAGAACAUUUAACUUUUGGUAAAGUAAAGUGGGGGUGUUCCCCGGGACGUCCGAUCUGCUUUCGAUGUGUGAGGUCUUAACAGUUUUAUGUGAUCUGCCGAUCACUGUAAAUAUUUGUACGAAUGAACAUGCGACUGUAAUAUGUUCUACGAAUUCUGACACUUAGAUAUCAACGCUUGUCAUAUGCAUAAUUCAAUAAUAAUGGAAUUGCAGAGGAAUUUACUGGAUAUAUUUAAAAGGUGUUCAAUGACGAAAAUUUUAAUUAAUAUUUGAAUUAAUUAACAAAAUUAUAUUCUACAGACAAAAGUUGGAUACACUAUCAUUAUUUGUAUGACAUAAGAUAAGACAUUGGACAUAACACUUUAAUUAUUGAUGCUUUGAUGAAAUAAUGGUUAAUUUCAAUCACAACAAGAUAACUUUAUUUCCAGCUUUGUUUCUUUUAUUGACUGGGUGUACAACUAUACUAGGCAGGAGAAAAAGGGACAACAAAUCCUUCAAAUUUUCAGACUGCGGUUCUGAUCCAAAUCGUCCUAUACUUUUUCAUCAUGUGAAAAUUCAUCCAAAUCCUAUAGUAACACCGGGAACGCUGGAACUUUCUAUGGCGGGAAAUAUCACACAUGCCUUACCUAGACGUAUUUCUAUAGAGAUGAAAGUUACAAAAUAUUUCUUUAACAGAAUUCCAUUUAGUCUACCGUGCUUUGAAAACCAGAUAGGAUCAUGCACGUAUGACAAUAUUUGCCAAAAUUUAGAAAGAUUUGAAAAGAGACAAAGAUGUCCGAAACGUUUAAGACAUUUAGAUAUUCAGUGUUAUUGUCCAUUCCAUGCUGGAGUAUUUAGUGUGAAAAACCUAGCCGUAAAUAUACCUAGAAUAGGUGGAUACGCUGGCUCUUUUGUUAAAGUAAGAGGAGAUUAUGCAGUGAAUUUUAGAAUUCUGGACGAAGACAGUGGUGAACUAGGUUGUUUGAACUUGCGGUUUGCCAUGAAAAAACGAAAUAAAGGAUGGCUUUUCCGAAUAUAAUCAAAUGAACCUAUAUCAUUGCAUACAAUUACGGGUGAAUAUAGAUAUCUAUUGACGAACGGAUCAAAAUGAAAUCCAAACUUGAGUAAGAGAUGCUUUCAUCGGCUGUUCCUAUUAUUAUUUACAAUAUGCGCAGACUCAACUUGCACGUGACAUGUUGUCAGUGUCUACAAAAAUGAAAGUAUACAGCACGUGUUCAGUUUACUUUGUACGACAAUACUAAGCCGUUAGUUUUAGAAUUAAUAUGAUUCUCUUCAUUUCUCAUGCUCAUGAGAUAUUUACUGGCUGUUUAUGCUUUAUACAUAUUAAGCGGACAAAAAACAGUGAAUGUUGGUGACACAUUAUUCAAACAUUUGCAUCAGGAAUAUAAAAAGUAUGAAAGUAGAAACAGACAAUAGGUUGUAUUGCUGAUUUUGAGGAUCCCUUUAUAUUUUAUGUAUUAUUGUGCUUUUUUGGUUGUUUACUUUAAUAUUGUAAACUAUUGUUGCAUUAUAUAUUUCUUUUCAUGUCGAAUUAUUUGCAUUGUAUUUUCAUUAAUAUCAUGAUCAUAUUUAUAUUGCACCAUUCCCGAUCAUUUCAGUCUUUCAUGGUUUAAAGUUAAUAAUUCUGGUUUUAAAACAGAUGAAUUAACAAAAAGACUUAAAAGCGAGAUAACCGCUGACAUUUUUUUUUGCCUAUGAAGAUAUUGAAUAUCGCUUUCAAUAAACACCAACGAGGGAACGUAUACUAGUAUCGUUUAUUUCAGGGAUAAACAAUGAAUAUUCUGAAAUUUCCCUGAAAUUUUAUCUUUGCACUAAAUUUCUGCAAAUUUGAUUAAUAUUAGGCAAUCC